Molecule: messenger RNA, 1152 nt
Organism: Phytophthora infestans T30-4
Lineage: Eukaryota; Oomycota; Peronosporomycetes; Peronosporales; Peronosporaceae
Exons: 4
Coding region: 22-1152 (376 amino acids)
Biological process (GO): protein phosphorylation
Molecular function (GO): protein serine/threonine kinase activity; ATP binding
Source: RefSeq, a predicted model, not a curated record
CGUCGCGAUCUUUUUCAAGCGAUGGCGGCACGGGACGCUGUACUGUCGAUGACUCCGCCGCCGCGUCGCGCAUCUUGUGGCCAACAGACGGGAGAGGUGCAUUUCAAAGACGGCAACGGUUGGUUCUACCACACAGUAUCGGCCGCUACGCCUACGGAGAAGCGUAAGGCUCAGCUGUUCAAACAGGAGGCUGGUGAGCGCCAAAGUGACAGCGACAGCGACGAUGACGCAGCGUCGCAGCAAUACGCGUGGAGUGUGGGCUCCACGCGACGCCGAAGCAGCGUGGACAGCUCCGUACAGUUAGAGCGCACACGCGAGAUUGCUGGUAACCUGCAGGACAGCAUACUGGCUAGGAUAUCGACACUCCGAGCACUCUGUGACGAAGGAUUUAUCACGGAGGAGGAGUAUGAACGACGCAAGUGUGUCAUAGUGGACGAACUCACAUUUUCAUCGCUAGCACCGGCGUCAAGUACGCAGAAUACAGUCACACAGAGGAGACGCAUGUCAUUUCGAAGGACGGAAGGCUUACCACUCAUUGUUCCGCACGCGCCGGACUUUCGGGAAAUGAGUCCGGAACUAGCUAUUAAACACGUAUUCAACUACUCCAUACGCCAAUGGAGCAGCACGCAGGUGUUCAUCAAUCUGGACGAGACACCUUUUAGUAAAGGAAGUCUUCGGAUAGUGUACCAUUUGCAAGAUCUGAGCACGGACAGCUCCGUGAGUUUGUCCAAUAGUGGCUGCUAUACAGAUAGCUACGUGGCUAAGCUGGCUAUCGACCCGGACGAAGACCCGCAGACGUAUUUUAAAGACAUCGAACUGCAGGCUCAUUGCGCACAUUACGCUCAAGUAUAUAACUCGUAUACUCCACCCAAGCGUGUCGAAUUCAUCCCAGCUUGGGUGCUCGAGCUACCUGAGCGAAAUGGUGCAUUAUGCGCAGUGGAGGCGUAUAUCCCGGGAGAAUACCGCAAACACAACAACAAUUUUGGGUCAGUGAGCGACGAUGAACGCAACACGCCACAAGCUUUUUCUCACUUUACGUACGAAGCUUCGAAUCACGAACUACUCGCUGUGGAUAUUCAGGGCGUGGGAGAUCUGUAUACAGACCCACAGAUCCACACACUUAACGGCCACGACUUCGUCUCGUCACGCUGA